AUGGCGCUUCUCCAGUAUCGCGCGCCCGUCAAGUAUGCGGUGCAACAGGAGAUCUUCAAAAACUUUCUUCAGACAUUUAAGAUCUUCUCAUCAACUUCAGAAAAUGCUGCCACUGAGGCAAUCGAAGGCCUUCAUCUCGACGGCGAUGAUAUCAGCGACGAGUACAAUUUCACGGAUGAUACAGAUGCAGAUGGCCAGCGCGCAAGAAAUGAUCGAUCGAAGGAACCAAAGUUGAAGUAUAUGAAGAUGCUGCAAGAUGUCUCGGACCGAAUACGAACCAAUAUUGUCAUAGAAUUGGAUGAUCUGGACACUUAUGUUAAAUCCUUGCCAGAUGGGCCGGAGUCAAAUAUCCUCAACAACAUCCAGACCAAUGCGAAACGGUACAUCGAUGUAUUCUCUGAUGCAGUCGACGAAAUUAUGCCUAAAGUGACAAGGGAACUCUCAUUUAAAAAUGAUGUUCUCGACAUAAUAAUGUCCCAACGCGAACGAAGAAACGAAACUAUGACCAUGGCGGUUGAAGCUGAUCCUGAAGCUGAAGCUGGCAUGCCAUCCUCAAUGUUUCCUCCCGAACUUACCCGUCGCUACACCUUGAAUUUUAAGCCAUUAACAACUUCUUGUUCAAGCACUGAUCGAAGCAAAGCAAUGGCAGUACGGAAUGUUCGUGGAGAACACCUUGGUCAUCUCAUUACUGUUCGUGGAAUUACAAUUAGAGUCUCGGAUGUGAAACCUGCAGUCAAAAUCAAUGCCUACUCCUGUGAUCAUUGCGGAUCAGAAGUAUUUCAACCUGUUGUCACGAAACAAUUUGCACCCCUUUUAGAGUGUCCUUCUGCUGAAUGCAAGCAGAAUAACACGAGGGGACAGCUGUUCCUAUCUACUAGAGCCUCCAAGUUUAUUCCCUUUCAGGAGGUUAAAAUCCAAGAGAUGGCGGAUCAGGUACCCGUUGGCCAUAUCCCUCGUUCUCUAACCGUCCACUGCAAUGGAAGCUUGGUGCGACAGGUAAAUCCUGGUGAUGUGGUUGAUAUUUUUGGAAUUUUCCUUCCAAUACCCUAUACUGGCUUCAUGGCCAUCAAAGCAGGCCUCCUAACAGAUACUUAUCUCGAGGCUCAGCAUAUAACCCACCAUAAAAGGGCAUAUGAGAAUCUUGUAAUGGAUGCCCGAACACUCCGUAAAAUAACCCAACAUCAAAAAUGGGGAAAUAUGUAUGAGUACCUUUCUCGAUCCAUUGCCCCUGAAAUCUAUGGCCACCUAGAUGUGAAAAAAGCUCUCCUUUUGUUGUUAAUUGGGGGAGUCACGAAGGAAAUGGGUGAUGGAAUGCGCAUUCGUGGUGACAUUAACAUAUGUUUAAUGGGUGAUCCUGGUGUUGCAAAAUCUCAGUUGCUCAAAUAUAUUACUAAAGUUGCUCCUCGCGGUGUUUACACCACUGGUCGGGGAAGCAGUGGCGUUGGUCUCACAGCAGCAGUGAUGCGAGAUCCCGUUACUGAUGAGAUGGUGCUUGAGGGAGGUGCCUUGGUCUUAGCAGAUAAUGGCAUCUGCUGUAUUGACGAAUUUGAUAAAAUGGAUGAUGGGGAUAGAACUGCAAUUCAUGAAGUCAUGGAGCAGCAGACAAUAUCCAUUUCAAAGGCCGGCAUAUCUACCACUCUCAAUGCUCGUACCUCAAUUCUCGCCGCAGCCAAUCCACUCUAUGGCCGAUAUAAUCCCCGCAUAUCACCGGUUGAGAAUAUUAACCUCCCAGCUGCCCUUUUGUCUAGAUUUGAUGUUCUCUUCUUAAUGCUGGACACCCCAUCUCGCGAUGCUGACGAAGAGCUUGCAAAGCAUGUCGCUUAUGUCCAUAUGCAUAACAAGCAUCCCGAAACUGAGGACAAUAAUGUUGUUUUCACCCCCCAUGAGGUCCGACAAUACGUUGCGAAAGCCCGAACCUACCGCCCAAAUAUCCCCAAACGCGUCUCUGACUACAUGGUUGGAUCCUAUGUACGUUUAAGACAGGACCAAAAACGCGACGAAGUGAGCAAGAGGCAAUUUUCACAUACUUCUCCGCGUACAUUGUUGGGGAUACUCCGCCUGUCGCAAGCUCUGGCCCGCCUACGCUUCAGCAACGAAGUAGUUACAGAAGACGUGGACGAGGCCUUGCGUCUAACGGCAGUGAGCAAGGCGAGCUUGUAUCAUGAUGCCCAUGGAGGUGGUGAUCACUCCCCGAUAAGCAAGAUCUAUAAUCUCAUCCGGAGUAUGCGAGAUAGCGGUGCUGCCGCUGUCGAAGACGGAAAUGAAGGAGAGAUGAGCAUGCGAAGAGUAAGAGAACGCGUUCUGGCAAAAGGCUUUACCGAGGACCAAUUGAUGCAGACCAUUGAAGAAUAUACGGAGCUUUAUAUCUGGCAAGUAAUUGCCAAUGGGAUGCGCCUCGUCUUUAUUGACGUUGACGAUGACGAUGAGAUCAUGGCAUAA
Messenger RNA from Paracoccidioides brasiliensis Pb18, 2439 nucleotides. Its product is annotated as DNA replication licensing factor MCM7. Gene Ontology annotation, cellular component: nucleus; MCM complex. The record is from RefSeq and is a predicted model, not a curated record. Gene Ontology annotation, biological process: double-strand break repair via break-induced replication; DNA replication; DNA strand elongation involved in DNA replication. Bases 1 to 2439 code for a protein of 812 amino acids. Gene Ontology annotation, molecular function: single-stranded DNA binding; ATP hydrolysis activity; ATP binding. The transcript has 4 exons.